AUGCAUUCUGACAACAAGCUACUAACUGCUGAACUUAUCGAUCCGAUAAUUUCAGCCGCGAUACCAGACAUAAUUGAAGAUCCCGAAUUGUAUUCACUUGUGAAUGAGUUUAUGAUUCAUGGUCCAUGUGGAGAUGAAAAUAUGAACUGUCCAUGCAUGGUGGACAAAAAGUGCUCUAAAAACUUUCCAAAACAAUUCUGUAAUCAUUCAUCUGUUGAUCAAAAUGGUUUUCCAUUAUAUAGGCGAAGAAACGAUGGUCAUUUUGUAGAAAAAUUAGGUGUAAUGUUGGAUAAUAAAAAUGUUGUUCCAUACAACAAAUAUCUAUUGAAAAGAUACCAGACGCAUAUUAAUAUUGAAUGGUGCAAUCAGGGAUCUUCUAUAAAGUAUUUGUUUAAAUACAUAAAUAAGGGUCCUGACAGAGCUAUAGUUGCUGUUGUACCAGCCAACAAUGAAUGUGGAAAUAAUGAUGUGGUCGAUGAAAUAGCUGAAUAUUACGAUUGUGGAUAUUUAUCAGCAUGUGAAGCAUCAUGGCGAAUUUUUAAAUACGAUGUUCAUUGCAGAUAUCCUUCUGUUGUCAUACUACCUUUUCAUCUACCUAAUCAACAACAUAUUGUAUAUGGCGAAGACGAUGAUAUUGAUGAUGUUCUUGACAAACCUUCUGUUGCGGCUUCAAAGUUCACAUCUUGGAUGGAGUGUAAUGCAAUCGACAGUGAAGCACGAAAACUUACAUAUGUUGAAUUUCCUACAAAGUUUGUUUGGAUAUUAAAUGUUCGGUUUUGGAAGCGAAGGAAAGUAGGAAAAGCCAUUGGUAGAAUUCAUUCGGUUUCACCUAAACUAGGUGAAGCAUAUUUCUUAAGGAUUCUUUUAAAUAAAGUAAAAGGUCUGACAUCAUUUGAUGAAAUUCUCACGGUAAAUGGUCAAAGACAUUCUUCUUUUAGAAAUGCUUGUUAUGCACUCGGGCUAUUAGAUGAUGACAAGGAAUACAUUGAUGCAAUUAAAGAAGCAAGUCAUUCUGGAUCUGGUUUUUAUCUACGUUUCUUAUUUGCUACAUUGUUGAUGUGUAAUAAAUUGUCACUCGGAGUAGAUGAACUUAAAUACUUAACUUUGUUCGAAAUAGAACAAAUUUUACUUCGAAACAACUCUACUCUCAAAAACUUCAAAAAUAUGCCAUACCCAGAUGUUGAAUCCGUUUCUUCUUCAAACAAUCGACUAAUCACCGAGGAGCUAGAUUACGACAUUCCCGUUUUAAAGAACGACUAUGAUCGUAUGUUUCUUGCAUUAACAAAUGAGCUACGUAACAUUUUCCUAAACAUCAUGAGUGCUAUUUAA
Molecule: messenger RNA, 1329 nt
Organism: Lactuca sativa (garden lettuce)
Lineage: Eukaryota; Viridiplantae; Streptophyta; Magnoliopsida; Asterales; Asteraceae
Source: RefSeq, a predicted model, not a curated record